AAAAGGGCUUUUUACAUGAAUAUUACUAAUUUAGAGUCAAUUUCCAAAAAUGUAACCACUUUUACAAAAAGACAAAAAUGUGACCAAUGAGGUCAUAUAUUUGGAAAAACAUAGUUCUACCAGAUUUUUAUGUCACUGUUAUUUUUUUAUGUCACUGAUUUUAUGUCACUUUUGAAUGUCACUGCCAGUUUUCAUGUCACUUUAAUAUGUCACUUCCGCCGUCAAAUGUGUCACUGUGCCGCCAUCAAACGUGUCACUUUGCCGAUGUAAAAAAUGUCACUGUGUCGUUAAUCAUCUCUGCUCCAACCUCUGGCCACAGUGACAUCUCCACCGCCAAUGUCAUCGCUGACGCCGAUGUCACUAUGAUUACCGGAAACGUAAAUUUCAACCAAAUUUGGCCACCACACCAACAUCAUCCCCAUUGCCGCCUCCCCAACCCCCAUACCCAUCCCCUCCCUAUCCCACCAGCCCCCUCCCCAGCCCACCAGCCCUCACCCCAGCCCACUAGCCCCCCUCCCUAUCUCACCAGCCCCCUCCCCAGCAUACCAGACCCCUUCCCAGCCUACCAGCCACCUCCACCGCCCUCAAACCCCCCUCCCCAGCAAUCUCCGCCCAUUCCCUUCCUCAGCCCUACCACAAACCAUUCCAUUCCAGUCCCUCCUUCAACAUCUCCUCCAAACCAACCAUCUCAGUUGUAAAACUUCAGCAAACAAUUUCAAUUGCAAAAUUAUCUUCCUAGUCCCAAUUAACAAAAACCAAGCAUCUGGAGAGGUGAUGUCGAAAUUCAUGGCAGCAAAGCAGAGGCGGCGAAGAGAUGUGCAGCAGGGCAGCGACGGCGGCGAAGAGAUGUGCAGCAGGGCAGUGACGGCGGCGACUUGUGUGCGGGAGCAGGGAAACGACGAAGGUGGCGGUAGCAAGGCAUCGACAGAGUCACUGGUGCAUCAUCCUUGACUGUUGACAUGCCAGAUCUACAGAAUAACCAAUUAAGAAGCUCGGCACGGGAGAAGGAGAAAAAAUUUCAAUCGAUGGUUGUGGUGGUUGAACGACGAUGGAAUGAUUGUGACAGUCGAAGGUGGAUGUGUGUUGUGUGCUGGAAUGGUAAAAUAGAGAUGGGAAACAGUGGUGUUAACGUAGAUCUGUGAGGCGGAGACCCAGAUGCAGACUCCAGAGGGAAACGAUCCAUGCGAGAAAAAGGCUUGGUCACUUUUUGGUCAUGCCUUGCAAAGGAGAAGGCUCUGUCCCUCCUGGAGCUGCGAGCGUGCGAGCGCUGAGAGAGAAGACUCAGAUGAUCAAGUCAUAUUUUUGGAAAUAAUAAAAGUUCUCAUAUUUAUGUCCACUCACACUAUAGGAG
Messenger RNA from Cuscuta europaea, 1351 nucleotides. NCBI's taxonomy places the organism in Eukaryota, Viridiplantae, Streptophyta, Magnoliopsida, Solanales, Convolvulaceae. The record is from the annotation of a GenBank genome assembly.